Messenger RNA from Vigna umbellata (rice bean), 1746 nucleotides. NCBI's taxonomy places the organism in Eukaryota, Viridiplantae, Streptophyta, Magnoliopsida, Fabales, Fabaceae. The record is from RefSeq and is a predicted model, not a curated record.
GAUUGACAUAACAGCGUGGGUAUAAUCUAUUGAAAGAAGACCUAACUGAUUAAGAAAAUAAACCAACGUGAUUUGGGUUUCCGUGGCGUGCGAGAGGAGCAUUUUUUGCUUUUGGGGUGUCGAAAAAGGAAACAGAAGUUCGUUCUUCCGUCUAACUAAAUCGAAUCGGAUCCGCUGCAACCGUACAUAAGCAGUUUACCCCUAUCUAUUGUCGAUUUUUCUUCACACAAAGUAACGGAGGAUUUCCUUCAUCCGCAAUCUCCCAAUCCAAUACCCUCUGUCACCAUGCAGAGACCCCGGCGCCGUUGCGAGGGCACAGCCAUGGGGGCUAUCGUUCUCGAUCUUCGACCCGGUCUCGGCAUCGGACCCUUCAAUUUAGGGAUGCCCAUUUGCGAAGCAUUUGCUCAGAUAGAGCAGCAGCCAAAUAUAUAUGACGUGGUGCAUGUGAAGUAUUUUGAUGAGGAACCGCUGAAGUUAGAUAUUGUGAUUAGCUUUCCCGAUCAUGGUUUCCAUCUUCGUUUCGACCCGUGGUCUCAGAGACUGCGGCUGAUUGAAAUAUUUGACGUAAAGAGACUUCAAAUGCGCUAUUCUACUUCCUUGAUAGGGGGACCAUCAACAUUGGCUACUUUUGUUGCUGUAUAUGCACUGUUUGGACCUACAUAUCCUGGAAUUUUUGACAAGGAUAGAGGCAUUUACACCCUAUUCUAUCCGGGUCUUUCUUUUGCCUUCCCUAUUCCUAGUCAAUUUACAGACUGCUGUCAUGAUGGUGGAGUGGAGUUGCCAUUGGAGUUUCCUGAUGGGACCACGCCGGUUACCUGCAGGGUUUCUAUAUAUGACAGCUCCUCUGGUAAGAAGGUUGGUGUGGGGUCUUUAAUGGAUAAGGCUUCUGCUCCACCAUUACCGAUUGGAAGCAUUUAUAUGGAAGAGGUCCAUGUAAAGCUGCGAGAAGAAUUGUAUUUCACAGUUGGCUCUCAACAUAUUCCGUUUGGUGCAUCUCCUCAGGAUGUUUGGACGGAGCUUGGGCGUCCUUGUGGAAUUCAUCAAAAGCAGGUGGAUCAAAUGGGCAUUCAUUCUGCCUCUGAUAUUCGACCAAGGACAACUUUAUGUGGAGAUUACUUUUAUAAUUAUUUCACUCGUGGUCUGGACAUCUUAUUUGAUGGAAAGACCCACAAAAUCAAGAAGUUUGUUUUGCAUUCCAACUUCCCCGGUCAUGCGGAUUUCAAUUCUUAUAUUAAGUGCAACUUUGUUAUCCAUGGUGCAGAUUCAGCUGGGGGAUCUUUCGAGGAAGUAAAUAAUAUCAAACAAAGGGUUAUUACACCUAGCACCAAAUGGGAACAAGUGAAGGAAAUACUUGGGGAUUGUGGACGAGCUGCCAUUCAAACCCAAGGCUCUGCAACUAAUCCAUUUGGUUCAACAUUUGUGUAUGGUUAUCAAAAUAUUGCCUUUGAGGUGAUGAAGAAUGAUUAUAUUGCAACAAUAACUCUCUUCCAAUCAUGAUGAUGCCUUUUUCAUUACUGUAGGUACCGGCAUUUCCUAUAUAUGGUGCAGCUUUCCAUCAGCAUUAUCGUUGCACGGGGCAUUUCUUAUAUAUGGUGCAGCUUUUCAUCAAGCAUUAUCGUUGCAUGGUGCUAUCUAUCGCAAUUGUACAGCUAUAUUACAUUUACACAUUGUUAAAGUUGUGUAAUUUUCUAACAUUGACAUCUUCCAAAAAGCUAAUGUAAAAUAUAUCUUUUGCUUUGCCUUUCA